Messenger RNA from Xyrichtys novacula (pearly razorfish), 20277 nucleotides. The record is from the annotation of a GenBank genome assembly. NCBI's taxonomy places the organism in Eukaryota, Metazoa, Chordata, Actinopteri, Labriformes, Labridae.
UCCAGUGGUAAUUUGUUUUAUUGUAGAGCUGUGAAACUUUUUCAUUCCCACCCCACUCUGACCGGCGGAUCAAUGUUCUCGCCCUGAUCAUGUUCCAUCAGCAGUGAUUGCUACCUUACUACGUCAGACCUUUUCACAGAUAUGGGGUAAGAAUACACAGCCAUUACUUUUCCUCACAAAAGCAGUGAUUUUUUUUCAACAGUCACACGUGUCAUUUCUCACUCUUUGACCGGGGCUUUUUUCAAAAGGAGGCUCCACAUGUAUUAACCUGUGCCAGGGCUAUCAACUCUCUGCUUUAAUAUAUCACAAAUAAUAUGUAUUAUUAUUUCCAUCAGACACACCUAUUUCCUGCUUUUGUCACAUAUAGAAAAUCAACUUAUCGCUCUCAAAGCACUGUAAUGCCAUGAAAACCAGGCCACACAAGCUAUGUGGUGUUUCAUCUUGGCUGUCAUGGAUUUCAUUAAGUCAAAGAGGCUCUCUCAACAUGAGAUAACAUGUGACAGACCACUUGACAAUUGGCUGCUCUGGGUUUGAAGUCUGUCUCUGUUGAAUCAUUAAUGACUUCAUGCAGAGUACAACCAUUACUGAGAUCCCUGUAGCCUCAACAUAUAAGUAGAUAGACAGAAUUUACUGUCACUUUUUACAGGAAAAUUUUGUUUAAGGAACAUUUUAAUCCAACAUGUUUUUUCUUUUUCUUUUUUUUUUUUAUGUAUGGUGAUGUAGCAGAUCCCGUUCCACUUCGUCAAAUGGAUUAGAUGCCGCUGUCCAUGGUGCUGAAGUGCCUUCUGGAGCUUGUAUAAGAGGUGGAUUCAGACCACAUUAACUGUACACUGAUGGUGUCAAAAACAAACAAAAAUUAAAUAUUAUCAUUUCUCAGACAUGUUAUAUAACACACACACACUUGUGCACGCACACACACUCAAACACACACACACACACACACACACACACACCUGCCACAGCAUAAUGAACACAAGGACAAUCAUAUGCAAUGCCAUACACAGCGCCACAGCAAACCCUUCUUUGAGGAAGCUUUCGAUUUUUUGUUGACAUGAUGGUGAUGACUGUACUUUGUCCUAUAAGUAAUUACUUUAUUAUACAGGGGAGAGUGGGGUAAGAUGAGUCAUUUUUCAUAUUUUGGAUCACAACAUCAAGGCAAUCAUAAUUUUGUCUCUAACUUGUGUAUCUGCAUAUAUUUCAGGAUGCAUCCUUGCAAACCAAAAGAAUGAGUGUAAACAGAACUGUCGUGCCAAAAAAGUGGUCUCCUAUGGUCAACUUACCCCAUGUGUGGGGUAAGUUGACCAUAGGAGCGGAGUAAGUUGAGCCGUAUCCCUACCCCCAGCCCUUCCUCACCUUUUCUCUCCCUAUAUAACAGUCACUUCUUCACAUUCAUGUGUAUUUUUAUCUAUUAUACACUAUUCAACCGGUACAAUUAUUCUUUUUAUUAUUGCAUAUAACUGCUAAAAAGCUGUUUUGUAAAAAAACAAAAACAAAAACAAAAAAAACAUUUUAACAUGAGAAUGCCUUUAAGUGAUUCAGAACAUUCACAGCUGUCUUUUUGAAAAGAAAAAGUAACAUAUUUCAACAAUCUGAACUGAAACUCUGAUCCUCUCAUCAUGCCCCUUUACUUUCUCAGUUGAGGCACUGACUCAACCUACCCCAGAACUACUAUUUUGAGCUAAAGUGGCUAAAAUGGUGGACUUUUAUGCUAGGUUUUUGACCUCAUGUUGUGGCUCAUAGAUACAACAAUGAAAAAUGUUUUUUGGAAAUAAAUGUCCAACCCCUUUAGCUAGACUCCAUGAAUUGAUGCCCAUCUCCUAAAUAUUUGGUCACAUUAUCAAUUUCUUUUACCAUUUCCAAGCAACAGGGGGUGGCUCAACUUACCCUCUGGCUCAACUUACCCCACUCUCCCUAUGAGUACAUUUAUCACCUGAAGAAAAGAAGAAAUCAAAGGUAAAAGCUUCCUAUUGGUAGAAUAUAUGGUGGAGCGGUUGUUUUGGAUAGUAUAAGAUAACUCAGGAGUUCAUAAUGCUGGGGCACCAGUGUGGCUAAAUUUAGCUUUUAAACAGUAAUUAUAUCGUUGAGCUUUUUUUUUUUUUGUAAAGCAAACAUUUCUGCCGACAUCUUGUGGCCGAAACGAAGCAGUGUAUCCUCACAAUCAAGAAAGAAAAAAAAAAAAAAAAAAAAACAACCGUUGACGUCACUUCCUCUUUUCUUCCUGUUGACGUUAGCCAACACGCCCAGCGUUCAUACAUUUGACUGUACUCACAGUGAAUUAAUAAUUUGACAACAUAUUCAGCUCUUCGUUUCGCAUGGUAAGAAUGUGGUAAUGUUUUUAAUAUGUGUGCUUUAUCCAAACUCUUAAAAAAUGUCAAACCAGGGCUAAUGUAACUCCAAUACGAGAGUUCUCAAUGCAUAUGUUGGCGCUCUGUGUUAGCUACCUGGCUAUCAAUCUCGAUAGUCGGGUCGUAAUUACGUCACAUGUAAUUCAGUGUGUGUAUGUUUGUAGUUAUGUGACAAUAGAUGUGAGCUCACUUAUCGGAUAACAUUAGAGUCGCUUAGAGUCGUUCACAGCUCACAAAUAACAAACAGACAGAGAGCUGCUAAGCUAACGCUGACCAGUCUGGUGUAGUAGUUCAGUGAAUCAGGCUCCUGUUACUCUGGGAAACAGUUUUUCUAAAUAUAUUCACUCGGAUCCAAUAGCUUAACGUCAUUAUUAUGUAAUUUUAAUGACUCGACACUGACCGUGUGUGUUUCUGGUUCAGUCCUGGGUCAAAAGUCCACGGCUCUCUGCAGUAAAGUCUUGCUCUCGAUAACGUCCAUGAGCCACUUCUCUCUGAACCUGGUCCACCCAGGUGUGUGGACCAGCCUGUUCGACUCCACUAGAAACAGAACUUCCACGGGCAGAGUCUGGGGCUUGAAUUUAGAAAUGCCCACGACGAAGUAGACGCUGGCUAUCCCCUGAAUGGGCCUCCGCGGACUCGGGGUGCUAAAGCGGGCUCGGUAGUGGUAGAAGGUAUGGUGGUCCUCCUCAGCUGAGUAAAGAAAGUCCACACUGUAGAGCCAGCAGGGCUGCAGCUCCCAGGUCAGGAUAUACUCCCCAAUCUGCGUUUUCCCCACCUCUACCGUGAAGUCCCUGCAUGUUAUCCAGGUGAUAUUCCUCUCGUCCCCCUGUGGAGAGUUCUCCACUUGCUCCUUGAGGACACCGCGCCGGUGUUUCUCCAACAGAGUCUUCACAAGCUGAGCUGACUCUGCUGAGACUUGAGGAUUUAAAGAUGCUCUUCCGACCUCCAUAAGGUUUUUAUCCUGGGAAGAAACAGUCAAAAGUGCGUCUGGAAACUGUGACUUUAGCUCAACGAUGGCUCUUGUUGUCAACGGUUUCUAUGGUUACCAGGACAUGGCGUCGGAUAAAGACCUCUGGCCCUGCUUCCUUUUUUUUUUCUUCACAUCACUUGAGUUAAAAAGCCCAGAGGAGUUGUGUAUUUUAGCUCAUCUCUUUUCUUGUGAUCACGGUUGAAUUUCAGCUGUUUUAUGAUGAUAUCUGAGAUAUCCUCUUGAUGUCAGGUGAUCAUAUCCUGAAUCUCCAAAACUGCAGAGGUACAAAACAAACAUGUGGCCUAACUACACUGUCAUGCACUGACUCUUGAGAAGUAGGAUAAAACGGGACACAAUGUUGAAAAAAAAAAAUCUCAUGCGUGGAUUAAUGAGAUUACAUAUUUAUAUCUGCCAUUUUUUAAGUUAGUGGGAUGUGUUUUGAUGCAACCUCCUAUGUUUUCUCAUUUUUACCCCAAAUGUGUUUUUUCCUUACACUUUUUUUGUCAACACUAAAAACACAAAUUAACUUUUCUUCAGAUAACACAGCACCUUUAAAAACUAAAAAGAAAACUAUAUUUUUUGCCAAUCUGACAGAGCCACCAAGAAACUUACUUUUAAUAUGUUAUAUUUUUAUAAAAUACAAGCUUUAAAGGGAUAUUCCGGUGUAAAAUUAAGUUGAGAAUGUUGCCGAUCGCUUGCUUCUCUAGUUUUACCAAAUUUAUUAACAAUCGCACGAUAGCAAUACACAGCGGUCCCAGGAGCCAUAAACAAACCUCAACUAAAACGCUACUCUAUAGCCACAAAUGAUGCUCAGAACAGCAACCAACUUCAACAAGAGUACAUAAAGGGCCACCAAACAUCUUUUAAGCUUCGACUAAUAUCUUUAGCAAAGAGGCUAAAAACAACUCACCCUCUCUCUUCCAGCAGCUGCUUGUUUGUAGCGAGACCUCGGGCUAGUCCAUUACAGACUGCAGCGGGGUGACGCAGCUCAAGGAAGAACAUUUAUGAUCAUUACCUUAUCAUUUCCUUGAAGUAAUAAUCACCAUAUUAAUCAUUUUGCACUGCAGACACGGUAGGUCUUCUGCCUUAGCGUCUCAGUCUGAUUGCAUUUCCAUGAAGAAAUGACCAUAAAUGUUCUUCCUUGAGCUGCGGAAUAUCCCUUUAAUGUACGUUUUCUGUAUUGAACUAUGUUUUAGAAUUUUAACUUCACCUUUAACAGCAGUCAAAUGUUUUUUUAGGAUUUCAAAACACAUUCUCAUAAUAGAAGAAACAUUGAUUUUUUUAAAUUGAUCAACAGUUUCUCAAAAUAGAUGAAAUAUUCUGAUGACAUAUAAUAUAUUAUUGUUCUGACGGGGUGACACGUGUCUUACAGUGUUGACAAAAAUCCCAGUUUUUAAUCAUUUUAUCUUUCAAAUGCAUUGUAUUAUCAAAAAAAUAGAUAAAUCAAUGGUUUUGCUUAUCACAGUGACUAACUUAUUAUUUGGUUUUCUACAUACCAGGAAAUGAUCAAGUUAUCACGAGAAAACAAGUGUUGCCAUUUCAUGUAGUGAGCUAAAUAGGUUAAGAUCACAUUAAUAAGAUAAAAAGGUUAACAUCUAGAGAACACAAUUGGACAUUACCUCUCACCUUGGUUAAGUGGGAUACAUGCAAUGUAUGGGUCUGCUUGGGACAUUUGUGCAAGAGCUAAUUUUCUCUCUGUUUUUUUUUUUCUAUUCUAGGGAACAUCAGAUCAGCAGCUACUUCCACCUUUCCAGAUUUCUCUUCAUAAUGGAAUUUAAGUUAAAACAACAGUAGCAGAUGGCAGGUAGUGUGCCAGAAUGCUGCAUCAUUUUAAACUCAAUUUAUUUCCCUGAUUAACUACAAAUUCUCAAUUGCUGUUCCAAGUGAGCCAGCAAACGCAUGUCGCGAAUCAGGACCACCCUCGACAGCGUCACCAAGGCAGUCGGCAGCACAGAUCUCAUAUCUAAGUUCUCCCGUCUGAAGCCUGGAAGCUCUGCAGUCAACAGCACCCAUGCUGAAAAAGCUUUGGUCAAAGCUGAGAUCUUAAACACUAACAACAACACAGCUGCUGCUGCUGCUCCACCACCUGAAACCACGAUGAGGGAAGAGGAAGAAAACUGUGAGAGCAAUAAAGCAGAGGAAGAGCAAGUCUCAGAAACACCUUUCAUCGCCACCAAGAAGUCUACCCCGAGUCUAGCUUCAGCAGCGGCUGCGUCUGCAGUGAGCUCUUCCUCAACUGUGGCCAAACAAACCAUGCAGCUGUUUCACCCAGCUGCUUUGUCCACGAACAUGGAUGAGACUUACAGAACUCUGUCUCACCACAUCAAUAGCUACUUUGGCACUAGCCCACAAGUGGAAGCAGGAGACAAGACGCCACAGAAAGACAAAGUAGCAGAUGAUCCUGUUUCAAAGCCAGUUCUCAGUUCUAUUCCCGCGCAAACUGAAGACCACAUUCCCAUUUUGUCUGAAGUUGCAAAGGCUAAAAGUAGUGAAGCCCUUCCUACCUCUUCUCCUCCUCUUACUUCUCCUCCAGAAAAGCCAAGCUCUUCAGAAGACACAACUUCCUCUGACACACCUUUACCUGAAAGUGAACCUCAGACCACACCUGCACCUGCUACCUCUCCCAAGAAAGGCUUCACCCACUAUCUCUCCUACCCUCGACCCAGCAUGCAGGCUUUUGUUGGCAGCUACAUCGCCCCCCUGGUCCCUAAAUUCAGAGGGGAUUCCAAAAGCAUUACAGCUGAAAAAGAAAAGCCGUCAGCAGUGGCUGUGGAAGAGUCCACUGUUGAGAAGGAAAAAGAGAAGACGGAUAGUGAUGAGGAUGAAGAAGCAAAAGUGAGGCAACAGCUCUUGUUGCAAAGAGAGAAGGUAAGUCUCUUUAUGUGGCUGUAAUUGAUGUUAAGUAAGGUUUAUGCACAGAGAGCUUAAGACUCCUGACAGGGUGAACAAAAGACUAAUUCCUCCAGUUAUCCUUUUACUCUGCAUUAUCCCAGUUUUUACCCAGCAGCCAACCAAAGAUAUUAACUCAAAAUAUUUGUUUGAAGAUAAAGGUGCUGACUUGUAAAACUAUUUCUCCUUCUAGCCACAAAAUACUCCCUUAGAUGAUGAGGUCAGUUGUACUCCCAGGAAAAGCUAUAUUCCGAUUCAUCGUAUAUGCAUGUUUUAUCAACACCAGACUUUAUGUUUGACAUAAUUCACAUUGAAGUCAAAUCAUUUGUGUGUCCUGUUGGCACUUGGAAAAUCACAAACACUGAUUGCGGUCCUCUUUCCAUCAUUUUCAAAGUCUAUUAACAUUUCCACUUGACCACGUUUGAUUUGAUAUGUGUGUGAUCAAGUUGUUCCCAGUAUCGGUUGUUAAUCUCCAUAGUAAUGAGGUUUUGACUAAUCAAAAUCAAGUAGCUUACUCAACCAAUAACGGCUUAUGACAAGUAGUCACAGAAAAUAGAAAAAUACUCAAUUAACAAUGUAGAUAGAGUUUGAACUUACUGUGUUUAAUGUUAAAGGGAUAUUCCGGCGUAAAAUUAAGUUCAGGUCAAACACACCGUAACACUGAGUUAGACACUCACUUGAGUGAUGAAUGUUGCCGACUGCUUGCUUCUCCAGUUAUACCAACAUUAAUAACGAGUGCAUGAUAGCAAUACACAGCGGUCUGAGGAUCCAAAAACAAACCUCAACCAAAACACCACUCUAUAGCCACAAAUAAUGCUCAGAACAGCACCUAACCUCAUCAACAGUACAUAUAGGGUCCCAGCUACCAAACAUCUUUUUAGCUUUGCCUAAUUUCUUUAGCAAAGAGACUAAACACAACUCACCUAUUCUCUUCCAGCAGCCGCUUGUUUGUAGCAAGACCUCGGGCCAGUCCAUUAUGGACUACAGCGGUGUGAGGCAGCCCAAGGAAGAACAUUUUCAUUUGAAAUUGAAAUUACUUUGAAACAUUGAAAUGAUUAAGAAAUGAUCACAAAUGUUCUUCCUUGAGCUGUGUCACCCCGCUGCAGUUGAUGGACUUGCCUGAGGUCUCCUUUCAAACAAGUGGCUGCUGGAAGAGAGUUGGUGAGUUGUGUUUAGUCUCUUUGCUAAAGAAAUUAGGCAAAGCUAAAAAGAUAUUUGGUGGCUAGUGCUGUGGCUAGGACCAUAUAUGUACUGUUGAUAAAAUUAGGUGCUGUUCUGAGUAUUAUUUGUGGCUAUAGAGUGGCGUUUUGGUUGAGGUUUGUUUAUGGCUCCUCAGACCGCUGUGUAUUGCUAUCCUGCGGUCCCUACUAAAGUUGGUAUAACUAGAGAAGUGGUCGGCAACAUUCAUCUUUGGAGGGGGUGUCUAACUCGGUGUUACAAUGUAAACUUAAUUUUAAGCUUGAAUAUCCCUUUAUCUGUUGCCAUGUAGAUCAAGUACAACACUUCAAAUGGGUCAGGUAGUUUCCGAUUGUCUUGCAGAUGUGGACAUGGUGUGUGUUUGUCUCACAGAUAAUAGCCAGAGUGAGUGUCGACAACAGGACCAGAGCGCUGGUGAAAGGCCUGCAGAGAGUCACUGAAGUCAAACUCCUCACCAGUCGAGUGGAAGAGCUCAGCUUUCACCUCCUGGAGUUCCCUGAGACACGAGGUGUCGCUAUCAAGGUUUGUGCAUGCGUGUUUAGCUUUGCACUAACCUUUCUGCUCAGUUAAAUGUCAGAUGGGUUGUGAAUGUGACAUUCUUGCAGUGAAGUAUGUGUGUGUUUGGUUAUGACCUUUUAGGAGAGUGUGAUACCCUGCCUGCUGCGGUUGCGCCAAGCCAGAGAUCUUCCUCUUCAGGCAGCUGUGAGGGAGGCGCUGUCCCUGGUUGGCUACACUGAUCCUGUCAAAGGCAGAGGGAUUCGGGUCUUGUCUAUAGAUGGAGGUGGAACGAGGUAAACACAUCCCAAAUAGCAAAAAAGGGGAGGCAUCGAUGAAAAAAGUUAAAACAAGGAACACAUUUCCAGCAAACAUGACUCCAGAAAUCGCUGUUCCUCUCUGAAUCAUUGGAGCUGCAGAAACAAAUAAUGAGGAAUUAUGUGGUUCAGUUACACGUAAGAAUGUUACUUUAAAGGAGCAUGUCUGUCUGUGUAGCGGUAAAUCAAAUUCAGUAGCCAAAUUUUUGUCUAUAAACCAUGUGAAUUUAUUACAGAGGACUCCUGGCUUUGCAGACCCUCCAUAAACUGCAGACUCUGACUGGCAAACCAGUCCACCAGCUAUUUGACUACAUCUGUGGAGUCAGUACAGGUAAAUUUGCCACUCAUCUGACUUUCUGUAAGCUUUGAAACGACGCAUAAUUUUUGAAGGGAUAUUCCAGUGUAAAAUAAAUUUAGGGUCAAACACACCAAAACACCAGGUUAGACACCCCCCCGGGAGAUGAAUGUUGCCGACUGCUUGCUUCUCUAGUUAUAGCAACUUUUGUAACAACUGCAGGAUAGCACUACACAGCGGUCCCAGGAGACACACGCUCAACCAAAACACCACUCUAUAGCCACAAAUAAUGCUCAAAACAGCACUUAACUUCAUCAAACAGUACAUAUAGGGCCACAGCUCUAGCCACCAAACAGCUUUUUAAUUUUGCCUGAUUUCUUUAGCAAAGAGACUAAACACAACUCACCAACUCUCUUCCAGCAGCUGAUUGGUUGUAUGGAGGCCUCAGGUGAGUCCUUUGCCGCAGCGGGGUGACGCAGGCCAAGGAAGAACAUUUAUGAUUAUUACUUUAUCAUUUCCUUGAAGUAAUAAUCACCAUAUUAAUCAAUUUGCACCAAAGACGCGGUAGUUCUUCUGCCUUAGCAUCUCGGUUUGAUUGCAUUUCCAUGAAGAAAUGAUCAUAAAUGUUCUUCCUUGAGCUGCGUCACCCCGCUGCAGUCUAUAAUAGACUGGCCUGAGGUCUCUGUACAAACCCCUGUAUGUACUGUUGAUGAAGUUAGGUGGUGUUCUAAGCAUUAUAGAGUGGCGUUUUGGUUGAGUGCAUUUCUUCUGGAAUCGCUGUGUAUCACUAUUGUUAUCGCCAUAGCAAUCAUCACUAAAGUUGUUAUGACUAGAGAAGCAAGUGGUCGGCAACAUUCAUCUCUCGAUGGGGUGUCUAACUUGGUGUUACGGCGUGUUUGACCCUAAAUUAGUUUUACACCGGAAUAUCCCUUUAAACUCUUUCUUUUUUGCUUUAGGAGCUAUUUUGGCUUUCAUGCUGGGAAUAUUCCAGAUCCCUUUAGAGGAGUGUGAGGACAUGUACAGGAAGCUGGGUGCAGAUGUGUUCAAACAGAAUCUUAUUGUUGGAACAGUUAAAAUGGGCUGGAGUCACGCUUUCUAUGACAGCGAAAUGUGGGAAAACAUCCUGAAGUAAGUCAGAAUGAGCCUUUUAUUCGUCUCACUUUCAAAAUUUCUGUCAUUGCAAAUUUCAAAGACUACUGUUUUCCCCUUAUUUGUCUGUGACUGAAGUUUCCUCUUCAUUUUCUUAAGGGAGAGGCUGGGCGAUAGGAUAAUGAUUGAGAGUGCCAGGAACCCAAACUGCCCUAAAGUAGGUCACAUCAGCUCUACAAGAACAAAGAUUUCAGACACGGAUCAAAUCUCCUCUCCUUUUCCUGCAUCUCUUCUUAAAACCUCUUAUUUUACCCAUUUACUUGUAACAAAUGAAUUUCUUGUGUCCACUAGGUGUCAGCAGUGAGCGCCAUUGUAAACAGGGGUCUACCUCUGAAGGCAUACGUGUUCAGAAACUACAGACUCCUGCCUGGAGUGAGAUCCCACUACCUUGGAGACUGCAAACACAAAAUGUGGCAGGCUAUCAGGGCCUCGUCUGCUGCUCCGGGAUACUUCCAGGAAUUUGUCCUGGGAAAAGAUCUCCAUCAGGUAUGACAGGGGAGUGAGAAGACUGAAUAGUCUUGGCAAAGUUUAGUUGAGGUCAGUGCGGUUUAGGUGAAUUAAGUUAUACGGGAUGGAAAAACCAAGUAAAUCAAUCAAAAAAUGAGACGAAGUGAAGUCAGUGGAAAAAACACCACAGAUUGUUGUCUUGAGCAAAUCUAAAGUAUGCAUUUUGUCCUUCUCAAUCCCUGCUUUCAAAGAUGGUUUUAUCCUCUCUGAUCUGGACCUGGACCUUGACCGCGUGAAAAAGUGUCAGACUACUUUUCAAACAUAAAACGUCUGAAUUAGAUGUAUUCACAUGUCAUUUCAUGUAAGCAAAUCAAGGAAUCUAGAGAGUCACAUGUUUAAAGGAGACUUAACUUAGUGUAAAAUCUCACCAUUUGAUACACUUUUCUGCAUUUUUGAGUCAGCACGUGAACCUCUUACUGCAGCAGAGUAGUGUGACGGUGUGGUGUGAAUCCAACAGGUAAAAUGCAUACAUGCUGGAUGAGGAAAAACUAGACUGUUACCACUCAUUUCUUAUCUUAUUGGGUGCGCUUAGCUUAGAUUUUGAGUUGUGUUUAUUGUUUAUUGUUUAGGCUUAUAUCACAACAACAAUGAAAUGGAUUUAGGUUUGUUGCGUUUAUCUAGACUCAGAUCCUUAUGUUUUUUCCUUGCUUGUUCCCCCUCUCCUUUGGUUAAUAUGGGUCUGAAAGAAAGGGAUUGAAAGAAAAGGGAAUAAGACAGAUGUAAAGACAGAGAACAAGAGUCCUUGGACUCCGUCUGCUCCCCCCUAAACAUCAAAGGCCUUGUCCUCUUUUGACCCAGCUUGCCAUCCUGCACAGAAGAGGGAAGCGUCUGAGUUGAUACCCUAUGAAAGUAAAAUCCAUCAUGGCUCUGCGUGUCCAAAGGCUUGUUUCAGGCAGCUCCAAAUUGAAAAACCAUGUUGUUGCAGGCCAUGUUUUUAGGAUUUUCACUCCUCUGCAUUCUUGCUCUUUGCAAUAAAUCAGAGUAUGAAAGCUGGCUCUGUCUUCAGUCAUGAAAAAGGGGACACAUUAAGUCCAGAAAUGGCAGUUGAUUUUGGUGGAUAUGUUCAAUCAACCUAAACAAAACAAACAAACUCUUGCGAGCUCAUAUCACAAAACAAAUCUGAUAAAAAAGUAGGUGCUAGACCCAUAGGCGUCAGUUUAGGGGGGGACACUUUUUGUCAGGAGUUGUUUUGUCCCACACACAAAUCCUUCACAUGUAAGUCAUUGUAACCCCAGUUAUUUUCAGCAGUAUAGAAAAUCCGUAUUCGUCCAAGAGUUGCUGAGAAACGCAGCAGACCUUCGCAAGGAUAACAAAAACGUGCAGCUGUUGUAAAUUUGCGUCUGUGCUAAGUUGAAGCUGCGACUCAGAGUGUGCUUUUUCUUCUGAUAAUUCCUGUGGUGAGUUAGAAAACUUGUUUGCAUGUUUAACCUCAUGAUUAUCCCGUGUGAUAACUAUAUGCAAGGGGGCGUUAGUUGGUUACAUGAAAUAAGUCUGUGCAUUUUAUAGUUCAAUCAAUUAUAGUCAUCAUCCCAAAGUCACUUUUGCUAGUAGCUGUCCCCCCACCUUUCGAAACAAACUGACGCCAUCAGCUAGACCGUAAAAAAAACAAUAAAAGAACUUUAUAAUUAAUCCUGAAAGAUACUGGACACCAAUGCUAAGUCUUUAAAAUGUAAAGUGUAAAUCAUGUACUAUUGUCCCUGCUCCAGUCCCAAUGAAGAAAACCUGAGUUUUGUCCUGGUUGAACUGUAAAAAUGUCCCUGCCACCCAUGACUUGAUAUGUAACCGUCCAUUUACAGUUAAAAAGGGUCAUUGGAAAUUACAGUUAAAGUUGUGUGUCAUCAGCAUAGCUGUAAAAGCUGCCGUGACAUUUCUGAGGGGUAACACGAAGGUUAAAAAGUGUAGGACCUAAAUUUGACCCCUGGGGAACACCAUAGUGUACAGUGUACAGUUUUGACAAGCAUUUUCCAAGGGUGUCCACUCCUGCUUUUACUGAAUCUUUUACUGAUGCUUUCUUUAUCAUGUAUAUAAAUUAUAAGAUGAGGGUGAGGAGGUGUAUUUUAUUUUGUUUUAUUUAUAUGCAGCACUUUUUGUCACAGUAUGGUUGUAUGAAAAGUGCUUUACUAAUAGGAGCUGGAAUUCUUUUAAGAAAUCUACCAUCACUGUGUGUUGUGUACAUUAGAGCAGUUUUUUCACUUUGGAUCCAAACCACUUAGGCCCCCAUCUCAAAGUGCCUGUGAUGUUAUUUUCUAUCAAGUUUGAUUAUUAGGUCAGAUAUCUUUAGAUGGUCUUUAUGGGCAGCAAUUACACUCAAGGCUCAGUUUAAUUUCGAUAACCUACUUAAGCAAAAUUAGCGCUGUCCCAGCUUCUUUCCUCUCUUCUGCUACUUUCUAAUGCAAGACUCCCUGUACAGUGUUUGAGACGAUAACAAACGCUAAUCUCCAGUCCCACUCUGCAUGUUUACUGACCUAAGCCUUUAUUCUUGGAGGCAUUUAGAACAAAAACGAAUGGCUUAUUAGCUCUUAGCUGAAUAAGGGGGCGGGAAAAACCUGGGUACAAGAAAACAAAAUAAUGUGCAACCUCUUGCACAGAGCUUAAAAUGUGUUUGUUGUUUUCUGGACAGAAAACUCUUUUUAUUCUGUGAUUAGCAUGCUGUCAAUGUUAUCUGCCAGUUUUAUUUUCAUGUAUUUCAGCUGGGCUGUUUUAGGCUGGUCCCGUAGACUCUGGGACGACAGCGAGGAUGAAAAGAUGGAGAGUGAAUGAGCUGUGCGUGUUGUCCUCUACAUUCCUCUUAAAGCUGCAUAGUGUUUCAUCGACAGUUCGAGCUCCUGUUGCCACCCACUGCUCUCACUCCUACUCUAGUUUUCAGCACCAGCAGCGGUAUUUCUCAGGAAAAUUCUACAGUUGCAGGACAUCAGAAAUACAUAUACACACACAAGCGUAAAAGAAGUGGGAAAUGAUGUGUUCACAGCCUUAACAUAGAGAUGGAUUUGAGAUUUUUCCACCAGUUUAGCUACAUUUUGUCUCUCUUUUGUGAUUGGACAUAAGCUGGGUGUCAUUCAGUCAGGUGACACCUCAGGGUGAGUGGUCGAGGGUCAGAGCUGAGGAGCAGCUGUGUAAUUAACCUGUGGUCUCCAGAGUGUAAACUGUGUUCUGAUGUUUGAAUAGUUAACACCUGAGGGUAAAACAGCUUUAUAAUUAGGUCCAGGGUGUUUAAGGCAGCAGUGUUCAGUAAUGACGAAGGAAGCGGCAUGGUCCGACAAACCCUCCACUCCCACACCUCCAACCUUACCCACUGGAGGCAUGGAGAUGACCUUUACCCCUGCUCUGCGGGGUAGGCGCAGACCUCGUGUGGGCCACGUUUUCCAGCUCUGUUCGCAGAGCCAAAGGCACUACAACAGCUGGAUGUGGUCCAGAGCAGGACUCGGGGAAAGGCUGAGAGAGUGUGUUCAGCACUAAAUCUGCCCGGACAUCCAUUCAGCUUCACUUUCAAUGAUUGUUGGCAUUAUUCAAAUCAGCAACUCUCUAAUGAACCCAGUUACAUUAUUCAAUGAAAGAGAAACAAAGCGAGCACAUAAUUCUGAUUACCCUCUUGUUCAGUCAAGAUUAGGAAACCGGAAUAAAAGAUGAUGAUUAAUUCAGCCUUUGGUUCUUUAAAUAGCUCCAGUCUAGACCAAACAGUGGAGAAAAAAACAUCAUUUUUAGCUGUCAAAAAUGAUGACCUUACCAGCUUGUUUUCUCCUGAACUAACAGGGCGUUUUGCCAGCACAGCACAUCUCUAGCCAGGGAGCUUCAUUUCCUCUGGACUGAAGCUGUGGAGCUGUUGGACUGCUUACUCCCUUCACCUCAUUUGACCCCUGCAGAAUGUCACAUUAAAUUUAUUGAAGCUAGAGGCAUGUUAUUUUUAUUAUUUUAUUUCCGGUGUCCCCUCUGCACAUUAGCCUUGGUUUGUAAGCAUAUCUGACUAAUAACAAGCUAAAGGUGACUAAAAAAAUUUGUUUAGCUCUGAAUUUUGGGGCCUUUUACGAUCUUUUCUACAGGCUUUGCUGUCCUCUUUAUCAUUUCCAUCUUUAUUUUCUUCUUUUCUAGGAUGGAGGACUCCUAAUCAACAACCCAACAGCACUGGCCAUCCACGAGUGUAAGUGUCUGUGGCCCAACACACCGCUGCAGUGUGUGUUAUCUUUGGGUACUGGACGGUACGAGGCGGCAAUCAAGAGCAGCCCAACUUACACGAGUCUGAAGGCAAAGCUCACAAAUGUCAUCAGCAGUGCUACAGACACAGAAGGUAAGAUGCUAGAUAUGUUAUUAAAGGGAUAUUCCGGCGUAAAAUUAAUUUGCUGUUCUAGUUACACCAACUUUAGUUAGAGAAGCAAGCGGUCGGCAACAUUCAUCUCUCGACAGAGUGUCUAACUCAGUGUUACGGUGUGUUUGACCCUAAAUUAAUUUUACGCCUGAAUAUCCCUUUAAGGUAAGCUGUCAGAGGGAGGUGUUGCUUUAUUGCAAGUAUAAGGGCCUGUCUCCACUGAUGCCAUUUCUUCCUGACUGUGCCUAAGACCUUAAUUUUAUAGAGCUUUUCAACAGCACUCGGUUAUGAAAGUUGCUACAUGGUGCUUCCUUUGCUAAUGAAUGUUAAGUGUUUUUUAAUUUGAAUACAACGAAUGCUAUUGAUGGACACAGGCCCAUAACCUGCCCACAAUUGCUUCUUGACAUUGAUCGCUAAAUUCACCUCCGUCCCCAUUUCAGAGGUGCACACGAUGCUGGACGCUCUCUUGCCCCCCGACACCUACUUCCGCUUUAACCCCUACAUGUCUGAGGACAUCCCAUUGAACGAGAAUCGCGUGGAGAGGCUGAACUUCCUCAAGAGCGAGGGGGAGCGCUACCUGGAGCGCAACGAGGCCAAGCUGAAGAAAGCCGCCAGCGUGCUGGGUCAGGAGAAGAGCACCAUCCAGAGAGUGGCCGAGUGGGCCAAGCUCAAGGCUGAUAUGUAUGAGGGGCUUCCCUUCAUCUCCAAGCUGUAGGUGUCGGCUAAAACAGUGAAUCAGAGACCACAAAAGAGGUAUUUUUAAGGUAAGGAGACAUGGAGUCGAAACUGACUCCCAAGACCUGAACAAUUUUGCUGAACAGGGAACAACUUGGAUACUGUCUUUCAGCAUCUUUUGGCAAUUUGGAAUAAAAUGCCAAAUUAGUUGUUCACAUGGUUUCAUAGUCAUCCACUUGAGGACUGUAAGAAAAUUAAGCUGUAUGUUUUAAAAGACGUUAAUAUUACAUAACAGAACAACAGGGUGAAUGAAUUAUAAGGACAGGAUGAAUUCAGCAGGUUUGGACUCAAGUUUAUGAAUUUUUAGCUGGUUAAAAGUUGUUUUUCUGGAGUGCACAAAGACAAUAUUGUGGUGCUGAAAAAAAGAUAAGGAAAAUCGUUUAAAGGAAAUCUGUUGUUAUUUUGUAAGAAAGAGACUUCAGUUCCUACAUUUCAAUAACUUGAAUACAAUAUUGCACAGUGCGGACAGAAACGCGACUGCCUAUUUUUAACACUGUACAGAAGACGGACCUCAUGCACUUUGUAUCGUAGGAUUCUUGUCAGAGGAAAUAUACCUAAUAUUUGAAGUACUUCUAAUUUAUUUGAGUGCUUUAGCUGUAAUUAAAAACAUGCUAAUGAUCUGCUAAUAACCCAUUUUAUGUACAUGUAUUGGCACAAGCUGUAGAACCACACUAAAACCUCUGAUGCUGAGGAGAAAGUGUCAGAAUAGGAUUAUUGUGUUCCUCCUUGCACAAAGCAUGCUCUUUAUUGUGGCCAUACUAAGACGCUUGUAAAGCUUUUGCCUUUGACUUUAACCAAGCCUGAGUUCCUCGGUCUAGAUUCAGUUUUUAUUGCGAGCAUCCUGGUUGUCCAACGUUGUUGCUCUGUGGAAUGCGAAAGAGAAAAAAGUGUCGUGAAAAAAUAAAACCUGGUUUUUAAAACCCUGAAUAGAUUCCCUCUUUGAAGAUAUGUGUGAUUUUUUUUUUAAUUUUCUUUUUUUUUUUUUUUUUAUUGUUUUUCCUUUUACAAAACAUUUUAUAAAGUGAACAUGUUUUUUUUUUUUUUCUCUUGAGUAUGCUGAGAAUACAUAUAUAUGUAUAACACAGGACUAUCAUAGUGAGCACAAGCACACACCAGAGAAGGACCAACAAUAGAGUCGUCACAAAGGAAUUCAAAGCAUCUCCCUGUGAUGAAUUGCUUUCUUAUUCCAGUCGCACACGUUGAGUUUCUGCUUUAUUGUUUUCAACUCCAUUGAAGAUCCGCUGAAAUUCCUCGGUGUCAUUCCUCCCAGUCACACUGUUGUUACUCCAACCAACAUGAACAAUGCUCCACAAGGAGGCAAACGCACAAUGACUGCACAACUAUGACACAUGUCAGAAAGACAGAGAAUCAAACGCCGAGAAAUUCACUUCACUGCCUUGUCCCUGGAUUGACUGAAUUGAUGUCUUUUUUUUUCAUCAGCCGGAGCUUCAGCAAACAUCAAGGUCUGAGUUGAGUCGAUGUCGCUGUCACUUGUCCUCACUCGAGAGAAGUCAUAGCAGUGAAAUAAGUUAUUGAAUUUUUGAAGGUCCAUCAAUAGUUUGCUUUUGCGUACGUGUUUGAGAACAGAAUCAGAAAGCAAAUGACUCUAACAAAUAUAUAUUCUUUUUUCCAUCAGCACUGUGAAACAUUUCUUUAUCUUUAAUGGAUUUUCAACAUUAACGACACAUUGCUAAAAGAAAAAAGGGUAACCCUUUCUUAUACCGUAUGCUUAUUACCAGGUAAUUAACAGGUAAGUACCUAGUAACAAUAUGAAAUUAUCUGGUAAUAAUAUGAUAACUACUAAGUCAAUUCUGUCUAGUUUUUCUUUUUUUUUUUUUUCUGUGCAGCUCCAUUUUCAAAAGCUGUUUGGGGUUCUUAUUUUCUAUGAUUGACACUUGAUACAGGCUAGGGGCAUGCGAAGAUUGCGUAGAGAUACGCUGUUUGAGCCGAGCAUCAUCACAGCGACUCAUCCGCCGAAUGGGUACAAUGCUACUGCGCAAGUGGUGGUUCCAGGAAGCGGAGAAAAUCCUGGAAGUACCAGAGCGAUUCGGCUUCAAAUUUGUAUGAUGAUGUUGACUUAGUAUUUAUUAUGUAAUUACCAGAUACUUUAAUGUUGUUACUAGGUAAUUACCUGGUAACAAGUGCACCGUGAAAAGAAAGGGUUACCGAAAAAGGUUACCGAAAAAGGUACAGCGCUUAGAUAAUUCACCUAACACCAAGAACAUUGCCUGAAAUUGCAUCGAUCUGUUAGGCUGGUUAAUGUAAUUUCGUGGAAAAAAAACAGCAUUUGCCGAUAUUUGAGCCAAUCACAUCACGCAUUACGACAAAUACAGAUAAAAGUUAAGAGGUUAAAAGUUAGGGUUCCUAUAAGCUCCAGAGUUAGUCAUAUUUGACAGUCAUAGACUCGUGGUCAGUUUGAAGGGAGAGAGGCUGGAGCCUUCGCUGCAUACAUUAAAACGUUGUUCAGAUUUAUGUUUACGUUGUUAUGACUCAGGUUGGUGUUUCCUUUCCUUGCAUAGACCUCAGAGGAUCUGUUUUUGUAUGAAUUAACAGCCUUACCUCACACCUCCCCUGAUCUAAAUCAAACUUUUAACACAGAGGCUUAUUUGUUGCUGUGAAAUUCCUCCUGUCAAAUCUGGCAUUAAUAUUAUUUAGACCUCGUGUUGGGCUGUGUGCAGACUGAGCGUCUCUGACAAGCACAGAGGAGGCAGACAAAUGAGGUAACUAUGAGAUUAACGCUCCCCGCCGAUGUUCGUCCUGUUGCCAAUUUUUGCAUGCGUAAAAGGCCAGAGUGCCGAGGUGAAGUGGAGUCUGCCAGCCUGUGUUUACAUGAAGAAGUGUGAAAUUUAUAUAUAGUUCAUACCGCUGCACUAUUAGUUGGUUGUUGUGGCAGGAGCUCUGUCUUCAUCCCUCUCUUCCUCCUCCUCCUCUUGCAGAAUUGGAUCGUCUGGUCUUAUGGUGUUCCCUAGCAACUGGGUAUAGUUUCCCUCUCAUUUACAAUCUUCUCAAUGUAUGUGUGCCCACGUUUGCCUAAAAUUGUCCCUGAUCGAGCUGAAAUAUAUUAUACAAUUGACCCCCUUUUAUGAGUUGGCUGCUGCAAACAUGUUUAUUUUUAAAUGCAAAGAAGUGACCGCACAUCAGUUUGACACCAUAAUCCCUCAUGUUUUUGAAGCUCCAUUGGUUGGCACUUACUGUUUAUCAGGUCAACAUCUUGCCACUUUAUUCCCUCUUCUUUUACAAACAACCGUGCAGCUUGUUUGGAGAAGUUUUUGCAAGUUGUCUCGCAUUGUUUAGUCACAGCUCUGCUUUGCUUUUGAACGCACCACAGCGGCAGAACCUCGCCCAAUGGAGCUGUAAUUACAAAUACAGAAAAGCAGUUAAGCUUGUGAUCAUAAUCUAUCAAUUUACAGUAGCUCCAGUGAUGCAAGAAAAGCAACAAAUACACCCCUGAGGGGUUUGAAGUGAGUGUGAAGCCCACACAGGAAUAGAAAUGAGGGAGAAGGGAUGGAUUAAUGCAUCCCAUCUGUCACUGCAGAGGAGAAAUAUCACCCAAAGGGCUGGAGCAGAAUUCAUUUCCAGACCCUUCCCUGUGAAUUUCCCUCUCAAACCCCAGGUCAUACUAGGAUAUGGGAGCUCUAACUCACAGGUAGAGGGCAAACCCAGCUGUUUCAAAUCAUUGACAUAGCUUUUAGACAAGUCAGGAAGGCUGCUGCAUAAACAAUACCCUGGUCCCCAUCAAAGAGACAUUGUCCUCCUGUAAUAUAUCCUGACUUGUGUAAACCUGUUUUAAUGUACACAACUCCCCCGCUUUAAAGCAGAUCUUAGGAAUGUAAGUUGGUGCAGAAAAAAAGCAAAAUGUUUUGUCUGUAGCUUAAAUUUAACAGAAAGAUUCACUGUUGUGUUUAAAGCGCCUGGGAAUAUUUCACACUCUGUGGCGGUAUGUCUAUAAAAACCCACAUCUGUGUGUCAUCAUGUCUCCUCUAAAAGACAUCGUUUACACAGUGCUGUGGUUCUCCACAGAUCCCUGCCAGUCGGUUAGUGUGGCGACACACCUGCGCACACAGAAACACACACCUACACGCACACACAUCCUAUUUGUCCAACAGCUCUGCAUGAAUGUCAAAACAACACUGCCCGUGCCCAUGGUUUCAACGUCUGUGCAGUGUAAACCAGUCCUGUAGAUCAACACUGAAAAGAUCAUCACAUGUUCAGCCUCUGAAAAUGAAUGAUGCUUUUCAAGUCUUGAGCUGGAGCAGAACUUUGUUAUACACACACACACACAUGCACCAACGCAAUUUUAUCUUCUGUCAGAUCACGUCUGGUGAAAAAUGUGAGUCAAACUCUCUUUUGUUUCGGCCCCAGACUACCCUCAGGACUUGUCGCCAUUACCAGUACCAACAGUCCAUGACUCACUUGUGAAUGCCCCAUGGCUCGAAUGAGCAUUACAUGCAAUUUUCAUGUGACAAAACUGUGCAUGUGGACCCUUUAUUUUCCAUAUUGUGCCGAUGACCUGUGCAUGCCUCAAGGUGAGCUACACAUGAAUAAGCCAUUGACCAUAAUUACUCAGCGGUUAUUUUUCUCCGACCUCGUGCUCAGGAGUGGGCGCUCAUAUGCUGUGGCGCGAUUGUACCACUGUGUUUAAGGUCAUCUAUGGUCAUCUAAUUUUUUUUUAAUUUUUUUUUUUUACUUUUUGAACAACUCACUGCUUCUCUGUUGAAUAAAAAAUAAAUAAAUAACAUAGUUAAAUAAUUAAAUCUAACCAUUUAAUAAGCUGACAAAAGCUUGGUAGUGUUUCAAACUACCAAACUAAACUACUAGAUACAGGGCUAACAUUUUAAAAAAGCAAGAAUUUUCCCAAUUAAUCGGCCAAUAAAUCAGUAUCUCUAAUGACAACAAUCCUUAGAUACCCUGAUUAAGAACAACUUAAAGGGAUAUUCCGGAAUAAAAUUAAUUAAGGGUCAAACACAAAAACCCCUUCGAGAGAUGACUGUUCGCUUGCUUCUGUAGUUAUACCAAAUUUAGUAACGACCGCAUCAUAGCAAUACACAGCGAUCUGAGGAGCCAUAAACAAACCUCAA